GAAAUGGCAAUGAUUUCUCUCUACAUUUGGCUUUCUGCAGUCCUGCUGUCAGUCUCUGUGCACGGAUCUAAGAUUUAUGUUAAUGGUUGGUCAAUGACAAUCGCGGAUGGAGUGCGGGCUGAGGAAGGAGGCUCCGCUGUCUUACCCUGCAGCUUCACCCACCCUGACACCAACCUCACACUCACCGGCUCCAUCUUAUGGUACAAGAUAAAACCACAGUCUUGUAUCUUUAAUUGUACAUAUCCUGGUCCAGACCAUUCCCAGGGUGAGCUGUGUGAGAAUGUGAUACAGCGGGAUGAUGGGAAUCGAUUCAGAUUCGUGGGGAAUCUCACCAACAACGAUGCCUCAAUAAUGAUGGAGGGACUGAGCCUGAGGGAUGCUGGUUUCUAUCUGUGUUAUGUGGAGCUCAAGAUUGGCAGAAUUAAACCAAAGAUUCUAACAAAUCUGGAAGUGAAAGCUGCUCGGGGAAAUAUCCCAGUGGUGAGUGGGACAGAGGGAGAUUCAGUUACUUUACCCUGUAUUUUCAUGGCCAGAGACUCCCAUACCCUGACCACUGUUACCUGGAUGAGGAAGGAGCCCUACCAACACAUCGUUACAUUUACAGCCCAAUCACAGGGAACUUGGACAACUGGACACGGUGGAAAUCGGUACGAGCUCAUCGGGAACUCAGAGGAGGGAAACGCCUCGACCAGGAUAAACCAGCUGAGUGUGAGGGACAAUCACACUUACCUGUGUCUGGUGGAAUACAGGUCAAAACGCAAUUUUCGAUUUUAUCAGUACCUGAUCCAGAAAGAGGUACAGCUGCAGGUCGUACCUGGAACUUUCCCCAUUGUGAUAUUAUGUAUUCCACUUGUGGUGAAACUCCCUCCUCUCCUGGUGAUGUGGAUCAUUUUAUACAAGCAAAAAACCAGGUAUGGAAUAUCGCUGGCAGACUCUUAUCUACAAAUGCCUAAAGCUUGA
Messenger RNA from Hemiscyllium ocellatum (epaulette shark), 960 nucleotides. RefSeq lists its product as uncharacterized. NCBI's taxonomy places the organism in Eukaryota, Metazoa, Chordata, Chondrichthyes, Orectolobiformes, Hemiscylliidae. The record is from RefSeq and is a predicted model, not a curated record. Gene Ontology annotation, biological process: regulation of osteoclast development; regulation of bone resorption; regulation of actin cytoskeleton organization. Gene Ontology annotation, cellular component: plasma membrane. Bases 4 to 960 code for a protein of 318 amino acids. The transcript is spliced from 4 exons.